UACUUUCAUAUUAAUCUGCAACUGAUCUGUAGGAAACUAAAAUAACUUAUGGUUAAUUUAUUAUCCAAUCAGAAACGUAGUCAUUUAAUCUAACUUCUCUACCCACAUGGAAAACUAACUUCUCUAUACACAGAACAACGAUGGUUUCCAUUAUCCAACCCAUGGAAAACUAACUUCUCUACAGACACUUAACUACACAACCAAACAUGAAGAACAAAGAUGAAAAUACAAAGAAGAGAAAAACAAAUCAUCAACCUAUAUUUCUUUCUCCAUCGAAUUCUAAAUCUUCUGAUCAAACAUCAGUGUUGAGAGAUGUUACUAAUCUAAAUUCAACACUACCAAGUUCUGGGAUUACCCAGAAUUUUACUCAUCCAUCGACUGCUUUGAGUUCAUCAAAUCCAUAUUAUGACAAAGCUAAAGGAAAGCAGCCUCAGUGUUCUAAGAGAUUUCGAACUACUGGUGGUGAUUAUAACAUUCAACCUAGGGAUCUUUUACCAGCAUUCUCCAAGUUAGACAGCUUUACCACUUCUCAACACAACGAGUCAGAAGAAGAAAGUGACUUUCAAUCAUCUGUUAUCCCCUAUUUUUCUGAGGAAGGUGAGGAUUAUAGUGAUCAGAGUUAUUACAGUGAUCAGAGCUAUGAUGUCAGUAGUGAAGAUGGUGAUUCAUAUGAACAAACAUAUGAUAACAUUGAAGGAUUAACAGCGAUUUCAAAUCCUAUACAAGAUGCACAGAGAGAGAGGAUUUUGACAAUGGCUGAUAUAUUUAGAAACAUGUUCGAAGGCACUCCAUCCUCAUCUACUACACCUUCAAUGGCUACACUAAAGACUACAGAGUACAUAGAUGAGGGUGAUCCUACUCACAAAUGUGACUACUGUGGUGCGAAAAUGUGGUUUGGUGAACGUGUUGAUAAGAGAAACAAGUGCAAGAAACCCAAAUUUUCUAUGUGUUGUGGACAAGGUCAAGUACAGUUGCCAUUACUUAAGGAAUCACCAGAUAUCUUGAAAAGAUUGCUACAUGGUGAUGAUGAGAUCAGCAAUUAUUUUCGAGAAAAUAUAAGGCAGCUUAAUAUGGUCUUUUCUUUUACAUCUCUUGGGGGUAAAGUGGAUAGAUGUGUUCCUCAAGGACGUGGACCAAAGAUGUUUCAACUUCAAGGAGAAAACUAUCAUUUAAUGGGUAGUUUAAAGCCUCCAGCUGGAGGAGAACCCAAGUUUUCUCAACUCUACAUUGUUGACACAGAAACCGAAAUUGAAAAACGAGCUUCUAUUAUAGGGAAAUACAAGAAAAAGGCUGAUAAGGCUAAAAAGGAGAAACUGAGAAAGAUAGUCAUUGAGAUGAUAAUUGAGAUGCUAAACCAAGUAAAUCCUUAUGUUCAUCAGUUCCGUUCAGCACGAGAGCGGUUCAAUACUAAUCCUGAAACUACGUUUCAUAUGAGGAUUGUUAGCAGUAGAGAAAAAGAUGGAAGGACAUAUGAUACUCCUACUGCAUCUGAAGUUGCUGCAUUAAUUCCUGGUGAUUUCAAUUUGGAAAUGGAUAAAAGAGACAUUGUUCUGGAAGAGAAGCAGACAGGAUGGCUUAAACGGAUUAGCGAAAUACAUCCUUCCUACCUAGCACUCCAAUAUCCUCUUAUAUUUGCAUAUGGCGAAGAUGGGUUCAGACUUGGGAUUCAGAAAGGAGUUACAGAUGCUUCAGCUAAACUAAAGAGGAGAAAUAUCUCUUUGAGACAGUGGUAUGCGUAUAGAAUUCAGGAAAGGGAUGGGGAAUCUCAUACACUUUUGCACUCUAAAAGGCUGUUCCAACAGUUUUUGGUCGAUGGUUAUACAACUAUUGAAGCAAAUCGGUUGAGCUAUUUGAGGAUGAACCAGAAAACUCUUAGAUCAGACACCUUUGAGUCUAUUCAGCAGUCUGAAAAUAAUGGGAAUACAGAUAUGUCUGAGCAAGGGAGCCGCUUUUUGCUACCAGCCACGUUCGUUGGAGGGCCAAGAUACAUGAAGAAUUUGUAUUUGGAUGCAAUGGCUAUAUGCAAAUAUUAUGGAUUUCCCGAUCUGUUUAUAACUUUCACAUGCAACCCUAAAUGGCCUGAAAUCACAAGGUAUGUUCAACCACGAAAGCUCAGUCCUGAUGACAGACCAGAGAUCCUAUGCAGAGUUUUUAAGAUUAAACUGGAUAGGCUUAUGAUCGAUUUAACAGAAAAACGUCUACUUGGAAGGGUUGUCGCAUCAAUGUACACAGUUGAAUUUCAGAAACGUGGUCUGCCACAUGCUCAUAUUCUGCUGUUCUUGCAUCCCAACUCUAAACUACCUAAACCGGAGGACAUAGACAGAAUCAUCUCAGCAGAAAUACCAGAUAAAAACAAUGACCCAGAGUUGUUUGAAGUGGUAAAGGAUAUGAUGAUUCAUGGGCCUUGUGGGGCAGUUAACAUGAACUCGCCAUGCAUGGAAAAUGGUAAAUGUUCAAAGCUCUAUCCUAAAGAUUUUGUGGAGGAAACUUCUGUGAACAGAGAAGGAUUUCCUGUUUAUAGAAGGCGUGAACAGCCUGGUUGCUUUGUUGAGAAAAAUGGCUUCAAAUGCGACAACAGAUAUGUUAUUCCGUAUAACAAGAAAUUAUCUGUUCGUUAUCGAGCUCAUAUUAAUGUUGAAUGGUGUAAUCAGACUGGUUCUAUUAAAUACUUAUUCAAGUAUAUAAACAAAGGCCAGGAUCGUUGCACUGUUGCUGUUGAGCCAUCAGAAAAAGGAAGAAGAAAACAAAAGGGCGUGAAAGAUGGAUCUACUGAAGUUGAAAAAAAAAAUGAGAUAAAAAACUUUUUCAACUGCAGAUAUGUUUCAGCUUGUGAAGGGGCAUGGAGGACUUUAAGUUUCCCUAUUCACUAUCGAUCAGUACCCGUUGAGAGAAUGCAAUUUCACCUACCAGGGAAGCAGAUUAUUAUUUUCAAAGAUGAUGACACUUAUGAAACAGUCACCAGUCGCGAGCUUAUUGAAAAUACUAUGUUCACUGGUUGGUUUGAACUGAACAAGGUUAGUGCUGUUGCCAGAAGACUGACUUUAGCAGAAAUUCCAACAAUGUUCACUUGGAAUAAGAAGGAAAAGAAGUUUCAUGACAGAAAGAGGGGGUUCAGUAUUGGUAGGAUCAAUUAUGCCCCAAGAAAGAUUGAAGAAGCUUUCUAUUUGCGUGUUCUACUAAACAUUGUUAGAGGUCCAACGUGUUUUGAGGAGGUUCGAACCUUUAACAAUGUUGAGUAUCCUUCAUUUAAGAAGGCGUGUUUUGCAAGAGGGUUAAUGGACGACGAUAAAGAGUUUAUUGAUAACAUUUUGCGGACGAGUUUCACUGAAACAGCUGCACAUUUGCGUCACACCUUUGUUAUCAUUCUGAUGUCUGGGACUUUAUCUGCGCCAGAGGUUGUUUGGAACAAUACAUGGGAGGUUCUAUGUGAUGAUAUUGAGUAUAAACGGAGAAAGCAACUAAACAGACCAGAUCUUUGCUUAAGUGAUGAUGAAAAACAACAAUUUGCUCUUCUUGAGAUUGAAAAGAUUUUAAAGAGCAAUGGAUUUUCUUUAGAGCAGUGGGAAUCUAUGCCAAAGCCAGCUCCAGAUAUAGUUGGGAAUGACAAUGUGUUGAUUGUAGAUGAGUUGAGUUAUGAUAGGGAGAAGCUACAAGCAGAGCAUGACCGAGACGUUGGUAAACUCACAGAGGAGCAAAGAAAUAUAUAUGGAGAAAUUGUUGAUGCUGUCGUAAAUGAUAAAGGAGGUGUCUUCUUUGUUUAUGGAUUUGGAGGAACUGGUAAAACCUUCCUGUGGCGAUUGUUGUCUGCAGCCAUUAGAUGCAGGGGAGAAAUUUGCUUGAACACUGCAUCAAGUGGGAUAGCUUCUCUUUUGUUACAAGGAGGAAGGACAGCUCAUUCAAGGUUUGGAAUACCAAUAAACCCAGAUGAGUUUUCUACUUGCACACUUAUUCCAGGAAGUGAUCAAGCUAAUUUGGUGAAAGCUGCUUCUCUAAUCAUAUGGGAUGAAGCACCAAUGAUGAGCAGACACUGUUUUGAGUCUUUGGACAGGAGUAUGAAAGACAUUUUGGGGAACAAGGACACCAGGCCUUUUGGUGGAAAGGUGGUUGUGUUUGGAGGCGAUUUCAGACAGAUAUUGCCUGUCAUACAUGGUGGUGGACGAACAGAAAUUGUUAUGGAGUCUCUUAAUAUGUCAUAUUUAUGGAAUCAUGUCAAGGUUAUGAAGCUAACCAAGAAUAUGAGGUUACUUUCUGAAAAUCUGUCUGCUGAAGAAGCUAAGGAAUUAAAGGAAUUUUCAGAGUGGAUUCUAGAUGUUGGAGAUGGAAAGCUAGGAGGAGAUAAUGAUGGAGAAGUUGUAAUCAGUAUCCCAGAGGAGUUUCUUAUUACUGAUGGAGAUGAUCCAAUUGAAUCAAUUAGCAAAGCAGUGUAUGGGGAUGUUGUUUCCUUACAACAGAAUAGAGAGCCUAAGUUUUUCCAAGAAAGAGCAAUUCUAUGUCCCACCAAUGAAGAUGUCAAUAGGAUUAACCAGCAUAUGUUGGAUAAACUACCAGGAGAAGAAAGAAUUUAUUUAAGCUCUGACUCGAUUGAUGCUUCUGAUAGAUUUUCCCGAGCAGAUCAGGCUCUAACUCCCGAUUUCUUAAACACCAUCAAGGUUUCUGGUCUGCCUAAUCAUAGUAUUCGCUUGAAAGUCGGAUGUCCGGUGAUGUUGCUUCGAAAUAUCGACCAUACAAACGGCUUGAUGAAUGGCACCAGACUUCAGAUUACAGAGAUGGAUGAUUUAAUGGUAAAGGCGAAAGUCAUCACAGGAGAAAAGGUGGGAAAAACUGUGGACAUUCCUAGACUUUCUAUUACACCUUCUGAUAAAAAAUUGCCUUUCAAGAUGAGGAGGAGGCAACUGCCUAUUGCAGUGGCUUUUGCAAUUACCAUUAACAAGAGUCAAGGUCAAUCUCUAUCUCAUGUUGGUUUGUAUCUACCUAGAGAUGUAUUUUCUCAUGGGCAACUAUAUGUGGCUGUUUCAAGAGUAACAUCAAAGAAUGGAUUGAAGAUUUUGGUUGUUGAUGAUCAAGGAAAGCCUAAGCGUGAGACAAAGAAUGUUGUUUUCAAAGAGAUCUUUCAGAAUCUCUAAUUUAAUAGUUUAGUUUGCUGUGUUUUUUAGAGAUUUGAACUUAUUACACUUAUUUUCAAACAAUGUAGUUAUUUGCAAUCGUUGGAUGUUCUAUUUUGUCUCUCUAAUUGAUUCAUACAAGCAAAUGAAUUAACAAACGUGCAAGCAAACGAAAUUUGAUCUAUUAACCUAAAUAGAAGCACACAGUAGACAAUCAAGUUAACAUUAUUCAACAUA
Raphanus sativus (radish) is the source of this 5339-nucleotide messenger RNA. RefSeq lists its product as uncharacterized. The coding region runs from base 207 to 5123 and encodes 1638 amino acids. The record is from RefSeq and is a predicted model, not a curated record. Gene Ontology annotation, biological process: DNA repair; telomere maintenance. NCBI's taxonomy places the organism in Eukaryota, Viridiplantae, Streptophyta, Magnoliopsida, Brassicales, Brassicaceae. Gene Ontology annotation, molecular function: DNA helicase activity. The transcript has 10 exons.